AUGCUUCCACCAACCACCAGAUUGAUUGCAUUUUCAACACUCCUCAGCUUUGCUUCCCCGCUUGCGGAGAACCAAAUCCCAACAACAGGUGUAUGGGCAUUCCACACGGAACCGAUAAGCAUUCUCACAAGGAAUUUGGGCAAAGUCCCAGUAUACCACACCCAGAUGCCAUCGUUUCCUAUUGAAAACUCGGAUCUUGAAUUUCCAUCAAUAACCUCGCCAGUGGAUAGCCUCGAUGGCAUCACAACCAUAAUUCAGGCAACGACAUCUGAGAUCAUCCUCAAGGCCACAAAAGUCAAAGGCUCAUAUAAGACCAUUAUUCAACUGCCCGCUCAACAUCAAUUGAUUGAUGGAUCACUUCCCUUCCAACAAUGUAACCCUGAUAAUGAGAUCGGUUUCUUGGUUGGUAAUUGUGAAACACCUAGGACUGUCACUGCAUUCAUUCCAAUCAUCUUUUCACAUGUCGAUGAUGUCCCUAAAUCAUUAAUAGUGUCCACACUUGCUUUGUUUUCAGCGAUUCCAGUGGAAAAAAAUUCCCCAAACACCAUGAUGGGCAAAUCGUCUCCCUCAGCAGUUAAGCCAACAGCCAUUAAUUCAUGCCCAAUGGCUUCUGCCCUAUUUUCGUCUUUGAACCCGAUCCCCGCUAUGAAUUCUGCUCAAAUGGCGCCUAGAUCAAAUUCUUCCGGGUCCGAAAAUCUUGCAAAGUCGCGUUCACUUCAGGUGUCAUCUGUCUUUUAA
Mitosporidium daphniae is the source of this 738-nucleotide messenger RNA. RefSeq lists its product as uncharacterized. The record is from RefSeq and is a predicted model, not a curated record. The transcript has a single exon. Lineage: Eukaryota; Fungi; Microsporidia. The coding region runs from base 1 to 738 and encodes 245 amino acids.